UUUUAAAAAGAAAAUGACUAAUUCCAAUUCAAAUUUGAAUCGGGGAAUCUCUAGUUCUAUUUCGGUUUUUAUUUUUUGCCUUCUUUUGUCCAACGUAAUUCCUUUGGAUGCUGGUACGACACUAUCAAAUAACAUAAAAUCGAGCAUCUGUCUAAAAACUAGCAAUCCAUCGUUUUGCACAAACCUAUUGAAAUCUGCAGGUAGCACGGACCUAAAAGCGUUGGCCACUUACACCUUAAACCUUGCUCAUAAAAAUGCAGGAAAGUCUAUGACCCUAGCCAAGUCACUUGCAGCAACAACAACCAAUUCUCAGCUUAAGAAACGAUAUUUGUCUUGCUCUGAGAACUACGACGAGGCCAUAGGUGACAUUGAAAAUGCUCAAAAGUAUUUGGCCACCGGUGACUUUAAUGGUGUUAAUCUUGCAACUUCUGGCAUCAUGACGACAAUCAACGACUGUCAAGAUAGCUUCGAACAUCCGCCAAGAGACCAUUCAUUGCUUCCAAAGAAGAGCAAAACUUUGAAAGAUAUUUGUAGCAUUAUUUUAGUUAUAUCUAAUCUUCUUCCUAGGGGCAUAUAAUGAAGCACCCAUGCAAACUUUAUUAUUGUUCUUAAAAUUACAAUAAUUGAUCACCC
This is a messenger RNA of Benincasa hispida (wax gourd), 633 nucleotides long. NCBI's taxonomy places the organism in Eukaryota, Viridiplantae, Streptophyta, Magnoliopsida, Cucurbitales, Cucurbitaceae. The record is from RefSeq and is a predicted model, not a curated record.